Molecule: messenger RNA, 2357 nt
Organism: Callorhinchus milii (elephant shark)
Lineage: Eukaryota; Metazoa; Chordata; Chondrichthyes; Chimaeriformes; Callorhinchidae
Gene: marco
Product: macrophage receptor with collagenous structure
Cellular component (GO): membrane
Source: RefSeq, marked provisional
UUGGAGACAUUUGUUAGUUCAGAUAUUACGGAAUCAGGAACCAUUAUUAUAAACAAUAAGUUUUACUCUAUUUUGGCAUGGAAUGUGAAGAUAAAGAAAGGAGAAAAGCUAUCCCAGCACUUGACUCAAAGUUAAAAGGAUUCAGUCAUUUUGACAUGGACAUAAUUGGAGUAAGACCCAAAAGGAAUAAAUGCUGUUGCUAUCAAAGUGGAUUAUUCAUCAGCUUACUUUUGUUAACGGCGGCAGUUGUUUUCUUGGGAUACAAAUUUUACACGAUGAAUAGGAAAUCUGGUGAGCCUACUGGUUCAAAAGAAAAAUAUACUGCACUCAAAUUGUUCCUGGAGAAAAUAGAAGAUUCUAAUUCCAUGCACCAUGAGGGCACGAAUAUUUCCAAUCAUAUAGAUGACAACCUGAUUUUUACCAAAAGCUUUGAGUAUAUAUGGAAACAGCUAGAGAUCAUCAAUUCAGUCAUCAAAAUUAAUAAAGUCAAAAUAAAUAAAAUGGAAGACGAUUUGUGGGAAUUGAAGAUGAACACAAGUGAAAUGCAAAUGAAUGGAAACUCAUUUGUUGCAGGCCCACCUGGUCCGAUGGGACCUUUAGGUCCUAAAGGUAACAAAGGAGAUCCCGGAAUAAAAGGUGACCACGGCAUUAAAGGAGAUAAAGGGACCAGAGGACUGAACGGAAUCCAUGGGGUUAAAGGAGAAAGGGGUGUUAAAGGAGUUUCGGGUGCAAAUGGAUUAAAAAGUGAAAGAGGGAUUCGAGGAGAGCCAGGACCAGUUGGACCUGCUGGUGCUAAUGGGCAAAAUGGUGAGAGGGGUCAACCUGGAAGGAAUGGAGUCAAUGGUGUACCUGGACAGAAUGGUCAAAAGGGAGAAACAGGUAUAAAUGGAUUAAAAGGUGAAAGAGGGAUUCGAGGACAGCCUGGACCAGUUGGACCUGCUGGUGCUAAUGGGCAAAAUGGUGAGAGGGGUCAACCUGGAAACAAUGGAGUCAAUGGUGUGCCUGGACAGAAUGGUCUAAAGGGAGUUAAAGGUAGUCCUGGAGUCACGGGUAGCAUAGGUCCCAAAGGAUCACAAGGGCAGAAUGGGGAAAAGGGAAUAAGAGGUGAUAACGGUUUGAAAGGAACACAAGGAAUAAAGGGAGCCUUAGGGCCUCCAGGAUUUAAGGGAAAUAAAGGUGAUCGAGGAAUACAAGGUCACUCAGGAGCAAAAGGAGCAACAGGUUCCAUAGGAAUGAAAGGGAAUCAAGGAAUUAACGGGUUGCCAGGCACAAUAGGCCAAAAAGGUCAAAAAGGGGAAAUAGGACAAAAUGUUCCUGUGCUUGCUAAAAUAUUCGGAGGUGGCAAUCAAGGCCGUGUGGAAUUGUACCAUAAAGGAGAAUGGGGAACAUUAUGCGAUGAUGGUUUGACCCUGAAUGAUGCCCAUGUAAUCUGCCGCAUGUUAAACUAUCAGAGGGCAACUAAAGCUUAUACCAUUGGAGGAGGCACUGGAAGAAUUUGGUUAGAAGGUUUACGAUGCACUGGACAAGAAUUAACUAUUUCUCAGUGUCGUGGACUAAGUUGGGGAACUCAUGACUGUUCUCACAGUGAAGAUACUGGGGUUACUUGUGUCCAGUUGUAGAAAUCCUUGUCUGCUUUUAUGGAAAUAUUCUUCAUCUUUUAAAAGCUUGUCAACAGGUUAUCUGUUGGGCUAUUGAUAAUUGUAGUUUGGCAAUGCAAUAUUCCUAGAAGGUACUUUCGCAUAUAAUUCUCUGUAAUAGCAAUAAUAAUUAAAGCGUCUUUCUCUUUUUUUAUAAAAUUGUUGGUAAUAAUUUCUAACCCAGUUUGUUAGAUUAUAAUCUUGUCCAGUUAUAAACUAAUUUAAAAAAAAUAUCCAUUUCAUUGUUAGAAUAUAAUCCCAUAAAACUACAAAUAAAUUCAUAGAAAUUAUAACAUUUAUAUAUUAUUUGAUAUAGCACAUAUAUUAUAAUUAUAAUACAGUACAAUUAUAAUACAGUAUUUAUCAGAUCAUAUUUUUUACUUUAUUGCUUUGUAUGUAAUAAAUCAAUUAUCUAAGAAAUGAUUGAAAUUUUAACCCACUUUGAAUUAUGCAGUGCAUUCAAUUAAUCAUUUAUUAUACGAACUAUACAAAUAUAUUAGGAUUUUCUUAUACAUUCUAAAAGACACACCUUUGGUAACAUGACAUUUAAUGUAAUUAACCAGACAGAGAAAGGUAAUGAGACUUGGCGAUUUCUGCAUAACAUCAAAAAUGUUUUUGGGCUAGUUUUGAGGAUACAACAUAUUGUAUUACAAAAAAAAUACAUUAAGCAACUUAAAAGGAAAACAAUGUACUUUCAUAAAACUAAUAAAUUAUUGAAUU